AAAAUAUAAUUAAAACUGCACACGGAUGCGCUAUGACAACUUCCUGUAGUGCUUUCCCGUCAAAGAUGGCGGCGACCUUGUGUGGAAAAUUGCUGCCGAAACAAGGAUGGCUGCCCCUGACGCAGAGUGUACGGCACGGCUCGAAGGCUGUGACCCGCCAUAGAAAGCCUAUGCACAUCACCAAACAAAAACUGAUGGCUGUUACAAAGUACAUUCCUCCUAAACCUGCAGCCCCUCCAGGAGCCUAUCCAUCACAGACCAGACAAGUCCAGGAGGAGAGUGGGCUGAUACUACUUAAGAAGAGGCAAUUGAAGAAUUUAUUCCAGGAUUUUAAGAUGAUUGCUGUGGCCCAGAACAACGGUAGCAAUUCUGAAGACCUGAUGAUUCUCAAGAACAGACUUCAUAAGCAUGGGAUCAUGAUCAAGUUCUUCCCUAACCAGAUAAUGCAAUCAUUUUUAAAUGACAGUGUUUACAGCAACAUGGCUCCUCUGUUCUUCGGUCCAACAGUUCUACUUGUUAGUAAAAAUCCAAAGGUGAAGGAGAUGCUGACUACACUGAGGGCCAGUCCACAGAUGACACUCCUUGGAGCCUGCAUAGAGGACACGUUACUGAGCAUACAGGGGCUGAUGAGCUACUCCAAGCUGCCAUCAGUGACCACAGUCCAGGGUGAGCUCAUCAGCGGUCUUACCAUGCUUACUUCCCAAACGGCUGUCAUGCUCCAAAGGCACCCGGCCCACCUCUCAGCCCUACUCCAACAGUACAUCAAGCAGCAAAGCACGGACAGCACAGAGGGGGCUCCCCAGGCAGAGGCCGCUUCGUAGAACUUCAUCCUGCAGGAUUUUA
Messenger RNA from Sphaeramia orbicularis (orbiculate cardinalfish), 843 nucleotides. It is a transcript of the gene mrpl10, whose product is annotated as mitochondrial ribosomal protein L10. The coding region runs from base 33 to 821 and encodes 262 amino acids. Lineage: Eukaryota; Metazoa; Chordata; Actinopteri; Kurtiformes; Apogonidae. The record is from RefSeq and is a predicted model, not a curated record. The transcript is spliced from 5 exons.